This is a messenger RNA of Entrophospora sp. SA101, 441 nucleotides long. The record is from the annotation of a GenBank genome assembly. Lineage: Eukaryota; Fungi; Glomeromycota; Glomeromycetes; Entrophosporales; Entrophosporaceae.
AUGUUUCCACAUAUAGAAGAAAAUGAAAUGUUGAGUCAAUUUGAUAGAUGGGGUGAAAUACCAAGAUUUGUAUUGGAAAAGAAUGAGACAUCAGAAAAUUCUCUUGAAAAUGCAAUUGUUACUAACAACCUGAAAAAAUGUAUACAGAGUAUUGGAGGAAUUGAUAGCCCUGAUUAUAUUAGUUUACUUCAUGGGAAACUAUUUGAAAAGUAUGUGCAUAAUAUUUUGCGUAAAGAGGGAACAUUUCAUACUCGUAACUUGGUGGAGUAUUACUUUCAACUAGCUUAUGAAAAUAUUGCCUAUGUUGAUUCUUUGAUUCCGAAUGUUGGACUUUUUCAAAUGACAAUUUCACAAAAACAUUACAUCAAAAGUUGGAAAGAUAAUGAUGAUUAUGAUCAUUUGCCUCAUGAAGUAGCACAGGAAAUUCUAGAUCAAAAUUAA